AUGAGCAGGGAUCUAGUUGAGUUCAGGAAGUGUAGUCCUCCUCAAUUCAGGAGUGAUGCAGAUCUGGAGGUGGCUGACCACUGGAUUUGCGAGUUGGAGAAGAUAUUCUCAGUUUUGGGUUGUUCAGAAGAGCGGAAGCUCGCGUAUGUAGUGUAUGUGUUGACAGGGGAGGUAGAGCAUUGGUGGAGGGGUACUAGUCAGAUGUUGAUUGACCGUGGAGUAGUUGUGGGCUGGGUGUGCUUCAAUAGGGUUUUCCUCGAGAAGUACUUCCUAGAAAGUGUCAGGCAUGCUCGGGAGGUAGAGUUUAUGAGAUUGCAGCAGGGUGAGAUGUUAGUGACUGAGUACGCCAUGAGAUUCAAGCAUUUGGCACGCUUCUACACCCAAGCCAUCUUUGAGGCUUGGAAGUGUAGGAAGUUUGCUGAACGAUUGAAGUAUGAUUUGAGGAGAGUGGUGGUGCCUAUGGCCAUCACAAAGUUUCCAGCCUUGGUAGAGAAGGCGAAUGUUGUAGAGCGGCUAGAGAGCGUCGACUAG
Cajanus cajan (pigeon pea) is the source of this 531-nucleotide messenger RNA. RefSeq lists its product as uncharacterized. NCBI's taxonomy places the organism in Eukaryota, Viridiplantae, Streptophyta, Magnoliopsida, Fabales, Fabaceae. The record is from RefSeq and is a predicted model, not a curated record.